Messenger RNA from Salvia hispanica, 3643 nucleotides. RefSeq lists its product as uncharacterized. The record is from RefSeq and is a predicted model, not a curated record. Gene Ontology annotation, molecular function: protein binding. Gene Ontology annotation, cellular component: cytoplasm. Lineage: Eukaryota; Viridiplantae; Streptophyta; Magnoliopsida; Lamiales; Lamiaceae.
AUCAAUCAAUCAUGAACCCCCACAUUUUCACACACUAGCGCCAUGGCUCUCUCCUCUAUCCCCUCGAUCCCGCCCAAACCCCCUUUCCCACUUCCAAUUUAACAACCCUAAACCUCUAACCCUAGUCAAACACCAUGGCGGUUGUUACCGGAGACAGAUAUCUCGAAUCACUAGUGAAAUUCGUCGAAAAUCAGGCCGAGAAGUUAAUUGAAGGCACUCUGGUGCUGAAAUUGAAUCCAGUGGGUUUGCGCUACGUGCAAUCGAGGCUGGAAGCGUUUGGGGAGCUGGAGAGCUUGUUGUCCGGAGCUCCGGUCGAUUAUUUGCGCGCCUAUGUGUCGGAUUUGGGCGACCACCGCGCGCUCGAGCAGUUGCGGAGAAUUCUUUGCCUCCUUCCGUCGUUAAAGUUAGUUUCUCUGCUUCCUCCGCUCCGCAGGGAUCCGACGCCUCUGUUUCUACUUCCGUUCGGCAGUCUGAAGGUUUUGGAGCUCCGCGGAUGUGAUUUGUCCACUUCUGCAGCGAAAGGCUUGCUUGAGCUGAGGUUAACGCUUGAGAAACUGAUAUGCCAUAACUCAACUGAUGCAUUGCGGCACAUAUUUGCGAGUAGAAUUGCGGAUAUAAAGGAUUCACCCCAAUGGAACCGGUUGUCUUUUGUUUCGUGUGCGUGUAAUGACUUGAUUCUCAUGGACGAGUCUUUGCAGCUUCUUCCUCUGGUUGAAACCCUUGAUCUGAGUAGGAACAAGUUUGCAAAGGUGGAUAAUCUCAGGAAAUGCACCAAAUUGAAGCAUGUGGAUUUGGGAUUUAAUAACCUAAGAAGUAUUGCAUCAUUAAGUGAGGUCUCCUGUCAGAUUGUUAAGCUUGUCCUGAGGAACAAUGCUUUAACUUCAUUGCACGGCAUUGAAAAUCUCAAAUCUCUUCAAGGGCUUGAUGUUUCAUACAAUAUUAUUUCUAGCUUCUCUGAGAUCGAGGUUCUUGCUGGCAUCCCAUCUCUUCAGAUGUUGUGGUUAGAAGGGAAUCCUCUUUGCUAUGCCCGAUGGUUCCGAGCUAAAGUUUUCAGCCUUUUUUCUCAUCCAUACUUGCUUAAGCUGGACGAGAAGAAAAUAUCUGCUUGUGAGGAUUGGAAGCGGAAAAUAAUAAUUUCAGGCAGGCAGAAGCAGCCUGCAAGCUUUGGAUUUUAUUCACCAAUCCGUUAUGAUGCUGAUGUAGAAGAAGGUGCACAUACAAAGAAGAGGCGUUCACGUCUUGCAUAUAUUGAGAAUGACGAACAGAGGAUAUAUAAUGCUGAGCGAGAUUCGGUGUCAUGUGAUAAUGAUAUUGAGAGCAAAGGAGAAACUGUGCACAUAGAAGAAGAAACUGAAAUUGAAGAUUUGAUUAAAAGAAUUGAAAAUUUGAAGAAGGAUCGCUCUUCCAUAUGGUUGGAGGAAUUUCAAGAAUGGAUGAAUCAAACAUCAGAAACUGUUGUUGAUGGCUGUAGAUUUAGGAGUGCUAAAUCACAUAGAAACAAAGAGAUGUGUGUGAAGAGUGAGUCAGAGGAAGCUGACAUUGACAAUGCCGAGCCCUCAAGGUACAUCUCUGACUCUUUUCAGCUUUCUGGGGAUGAGAGCAGCACAAUCAUUCUGGGAUCCGAGACAUCCUUUGCAGAUACAUCAGUUGUCAGUGCUCAACAAUAUUUUGAUCGAAUUGGCGAAGCAUCUUCAAGGUUGUUCAUGGGGCAUGGUGGAGGGGACAGAUCUGUUUUCAAGAAUUUUAGUGAGAGUCAGGAAGAACUGAGAUACUUAAACAAUGAAGGGGGUAUGCCUGUAGAUGCCGUAUACUUGCGGGUUAAUUCCCUUGAAAUGCCCAGAGGGGAUAAUUUGAGUGCAGAAAACUUGUCUGUUCCGUCAACAAUGGCAAUAAAUAAUAUAAUGGGGACCCAUUUUUCCUCUGCUUGCCCGGCAUCUCCACCUCAUUACCAAGAGGAUAUUUUACAACGACGACACAACUUAGAAGAAGAAUUUCUACAGCUGUCUGCUGAAUCAUUCUCAGUGGCAUCAUCUGAUAGUAAUACAAGUUGUAGUGACCAUGAUUCUGCUCGAGUUGGCCCUUCAAUGUCUCAUAUUGAUCAUUCUGUUAUUGAGAGUUCAUCUGAAAGAAGUAGCGAGAAGUUCUACAUAGCUGCCUCGGAAGAUGAUGCAAGUGAUGCAAAGCAAAAUGGAACUGAUUUGUCAGCUUCUCAUAGUCAAGGGAAUUCUACUUACACCAAUGGUAGAGAGUUGGAAAUUGCCCUUCCUGGCAGUGGUAGGUCUUUAGAUGAUUCACAAGAUGAUGAUAAUUUAGGAUUUAUUAAGGGGAAAACUGUUUGGUUGGAGAAAAAUAGACGAAGAAGGAAACCCAGUAGAAGGAUGAAUUCCUUACCCGAGGAGGAUGAUGUGCCUGGUAAUACUGACUCGUCAAAGAGAUCAGGUGAUGGCAUAGAAACCUGCUGAAGUGAUGGUUUAUGAUCCAAAAAAACUGUUGGGAUUUGAGCUGUGGAAAUCCAGUCUGGACAGAACUACCUCUACCGUAUUUAGUUAGUAUAACAAGGGAGCUAGAUCUUGAGUUCCACAAAUGAAAUUAAUGAAAAGAUGGUUGUGUACAUAAAUUAACUUGAAUUGCGCUUCUAAUGGGGAUUGGGGGGGGGGGGGGGGGGUGAGUGAACUUCUACGCAGUACGUGCAUUGUGCAAUGUCUGAUCUCUGAACUUCUGAAUCUAUUUUAGUCCGAAAGGGUUACUUCUCUCAGGCUUAGAGAUUUGGAGAGGAAUGAGGAUUCUCUAUAACCAGGGCUUCUUAGUUCUUAUAUGUUACUUUCAGAUUUGCUGUCUUGUUACGUGAUGCCUGCUGCUUUUCUGGUAGUGUCUGUUUUCAGUUGGGAUUGUAUGGGUGUCCAUGCAAUAUAUCUGUUGUACUUGGAGAGCAUGAGAGUGAUCUGACCUCCUGCUGGUUGAAAGCUUACCAUCUGACGAGGUGUCAAUGUCUGAAUGACAUUGACUUCUUGUGGCCUUUCUAGCUUCUCUUCUCAUUCACCUUGUGUCUGAGUACGGUACCUUCCAGGAUUUCUGUUCAUGUUUGAAGGGCAUCCGCUCCUGGACACUGAAGAUCUCCAGCUAUGAUCGUUCCACUGGGCAGGCGUUUAUGUACCCCUUGUUAUGUUUUGCUAGAUCCAUCUUUUAUGCAUCUGAAAUGUGAGUUCCCUUGAGCAAAUGUCAUUUUAUCCCAUGCAAAAUGGAGCAUAUGGGAAUCGUGAUGUGAAAGAUGAAACAUACUUAUGAUAUCAAAGCAUGGAGGUAGGGUCGGUUCUCCGGUUUUCUGGUCGUGCUGAAUACAAUCAACGCGGAGUCUGAGAUAAGAUAUUGAUGAUUGCUUGAAAUUCUCUGCUCGUUUGUGACUCAUUCCAGUUUAUUUCACUUUGGCGUGCGUCGUGUCCUAGAUACUGAUCUGGUCUUUGCUUGUAAAUGGUACGAUUUUGUGGUUUGUUCUAAUUGAUUGAUUGAUUGAUUGAUUCCCUUUAAAAGCAAUAGUUUGAAGAGUUGUAUAGUGUAGUUAAUUAGCUAGGAUAUAAAACAUUCUUGUGUUGUACAUACAUGAUGAUUUUGCAUUGGAUAAUACAAAAAAUUUCCUUUUUUUUAA